Molecule: messenger RNA, 3208 nt
Organism: Oncorhynchus kisutch (coho salmon)
Lineage: Eukaryota; Metazoa; Chordata; Actinopteri; Salmoniformes; Salmonidae
Product: N-chimaerin
Exons: 7
Coding region: 474-1481 (335 amino acids)
Biological process (GO): positive regulation of GTPase activity; signal transduction
Molecular function (GO): GTPase activator activity
Source: RefSeq, a predicted model, not a curated record
CCCCCUCACUCUGGUAGUGCUGGCAGCAUCCAUCCACAGUACACACACUGUGCUGUCUGUGUUCCAGAGAGAAUAUAUCAGCUCUACACAGGGAGGAGAGGAUUAACUCAACAUCAGCUCAUCUGCAUAUUCCCAGGGAACACAUAAGCACCCAAGGCUUCUUCUCUUCUCUAUCCAACUCCAGCCAUCACAGGACUUGACACUCUCAUCGUUGGAGCACCGUUCAUCCCAACUCUCUCUGCUGUGAGAGUAAAGGAGGACACGUCUUUCUGCUUUUUGGAUUUGGCCUUUUUUGUGUUUCUUCGUUAGGUUUAGGCUUGUCAAAUUGGAGCAAUGCAAUUCACAUGACAUAGUUUAGACUAGUUCUAAGCAUCCCGUUUUUCUUUUUUUCUUCUCCAGAGGACCUCUGACUUUUUUGACUGCUCUAUAGGGCUUGCUGCUUGUUCAUCUGAUUGGUCAACCUGAGUGUCAGAAUGCCAUCCAGGGAGUCUUAUGAGGUCCGGAAGGGAGAGAAGUCUUUGGUGCACAAGGCAAAGCAGGAGGCCAACCAGCAGGACAUACUGGCUGCUGCUCUGGGGAUGAGGAUCUCAGGACCCCAGAAACCUCCAGCCACUAUCUGGCAGCCUCUCAAACUGUUUGCCUAUUCACAGCUCACCUCGCUGGUCCGCAAAGCCGCACUGAAGGAUAACAGCCUGCCGCCCAAGUACGAGAAAGUCCACAACUUCAAGGUCCACACGUUCCGGGGACCUCACUGGUGUGAAUACUGUGCCAACUUCAUGUGGGGGCUGACGGCUCAGGGUGUCAAAUGUGCAGAUUGUGGCCUGAACGUCCACAAGCAGUGCUCCACUAUGGUACCCUGCAACUGUGUGCCAGACCUGAAACACAUCAAGAAAGUCUACAGCUGUGAGCUAACAACCCUGGUGAAAGCUCACAACACCAAGCGGCCCAUGGUGGUGGACAUGUGCAUACAGGAGAUUGAAUCGAGAGGGCUGAAGUCUGAAGGGCUCUACAGAAUAUCUGGAUUCAGCGAUUCAGUCGAAGAUGUCAAGUCGACAUUUGACAGAGAUGGUGAGAAGACAGACAUCUCUGCCAACGCCUAUGAAGAUAUCAACAUCAUCACGGGUGCACUUAAACUGUACCUCAGAGAUUUACCCAUUCCUGUCAUCUCCUACGACGCCUACCCCAGGUUCAUCGAGACUGCAAAGCUGGAAGACCCAGAGAAGCGGCUAAAGGCCUUCCGUGAGGCUCUGGAACUGCUGCCUGCAGCACACAGUGAAACCCUGAGGUACCUCAUGGCCCAUUUAAAGAGGGUAACGUUGAAUGAGAAGGACAACCUGAUGAAUGCGGAGAACCUGGGCAUUAUUUUUGGGCCCACUCUCCUGCGUGCCCCCAACCUGGACGCCAUGACGGCACUCAACGACAUCCGCUACCAACCGCAGGUGGUGGAGUUCCUCAUCAAAAAUGAAGACAUCCUCUUCUGAAAAACAGACACAUCCAUCCUGCUAAGAUAAGGAAGACAUCCUCUUCUGAAAACAGACACAUCCAUCCUGCUAAGAUAAGGAAGACAUCCUCUUCUGAAAACAGACACAUCCAUCCUGCUAAGAUAAGGAAGACAUCCUCUUCUGAAAACAGACACAUCCAUCCUGCUAAGAUAAGGAAGACAUCCUCUUCUGAAAACAGACACAUCCAUCCUGCUAAGAUAAGGAAGACAUCCUCUUCUGAAAACAGACACAUCCAUCCUGCUAAGAUAAGGAAGACAUCCUCUUCUGAAAAACAGACACAUCCAUUCUGCUAAGAUAAGGAAGACAUCCUCUUCUGAAAAACAGACACAUCCAUCCUGCUAAGAUAAGGAAGACAUCCUCUUCUGAAAAACAGACACAUCCAUCCUGCUUAGAUGAGGAAGACAUCCUCUUCUGAAAAACAGACACAUCCAUUCUGCUAAGAUAAGGAAGGAAAGAGACAGAUUUUUUGUAAAACAGCUUGAUGCUGUCUAAACACUUUUUUGUGCAAAGACUUGAAGGAACUUUUCUAUUGCAUUUGUAUUACAUAUGAAUCUUUGUAAUUACAUUUGUGAUACAUCCGUUUCCACUCCCAGUUAAGCAGUCCUGAAUCUUACUUUCUUUUCCCCUGUAAUGGGUGUGGAUGGUGAUGUACCUUAAACUUUGCAUGUCUGUCUCCCCAUUUUUGUCGGGGCUUGUGUAGAACACUGAUGGACCAGACUUGGCCGUGUCUUUAUUUUGUGUAGCUUUGUAGCGGUAACCUCGCAUGCGAUAAAUAUUGUGAAACAUUAACCAGGUUUCCAUCCAACCUUUUAAUGCGUGUAAUGUACAUGUCGGAUAGAUUAUUUAAUGACAGGCCUGAUGGAAACAGAUCAUUUGUCGGUAAACUUGCCAAAUGUCAACAAAACAAAAUACGCUAGACAAAGUGGGACCUUUUCGUGUUGGUAAAAUUAAUUAUGUGAGAAAUGUUGGUGGAAACAAUUUUAUGCGCAAAUAUUGAUAUAAUAACCAUCAUAUCGAAGUAAACUUGGAGUGGUUGUGUGGUCCUCCCACUAAAGUUGUGUGGUCCUCCCACUGUGACUCAUAGGGAAAGCAUGCAGGUAUCUUUAUGUGCAAUACAUCAUCACACACAGACUUUUAUCCACAAGUCAAUUUGAUGGAAAAACAUCUCUGGUGGGAAAAUGCUCAUAUUGGUUUUAUACAUAUUUUAGCAUAUUCACAUGAAAAUCUGUCACCAGUUGGAUGGAAACCUAGCUAUAGAUACUCUGCUAUUAUUUGUCAUGUAGAUUUACAGUAUCUCCUGUCCGGUUGCCCAAUGGGCAAUUGUUUUUGUGAAGCAUUGUAUACCUGGAUGUGAAAUAGACUACUGUAUCUUCUCUGAACCUUUGUAAUUAUCUUUAACUGAUUCGGUCUUUUUUGCCUUUUCAGCUGUUUUAGAAGUAUUUUUUAGGGGAAAUGCAAAGCCUCUUUCAAUCAGAAAACAAUCAGUGUACCUUUAAAUGUUCUGUUACAUUUGCCUGACAGUCAAAACUGUGUUGCAUUCAAACUGUUACCUUUGUGCAUUUAAUGUUUGUUCUUUUUAAAACAUAUUUUUGUACUUAAUUUGUGCAUGUAAAUUAUAAUUUAUUAAACCUUGCUUGCUGAAAAUGAACCUGUUUGCUCUGAGUCACCUAAAUUGUUCCAGUAACAACGAAGCCAAUGAAUAAGCA